Cyanistes caeruleus (blue tit) is the source of this 482-nucleotide messenger RNA. The record is from RefSeq and is a predicted model, not a curated record. Lineage: Eukaryota; Metazoa; Chordata; Aves; Passeriformes; Paridae.
UUUCAGAAAAUGACAUCAAAACAUUUGUGACAGCUACUACAGUGUCUUUUAAUUGGAGUAUGAUGAUCAAAGAAUUUUCAGUUUCUGUUUUCCUGGAUGGUACUUCUCAGAUUAUAAAAAAUCCCAAUGGAUUCUUUGUGUGGAGAAAUUUGACACCUGCCACCAUUUAUACAUUUAAGUUUAUAUUUGAACAAUUAAAUCCUGAAUUUGCAAACGUGUCUCAGUCACUGGAUAUUCAAGCUGAAACAGGUGCCUGUUCCCCAGGGUGGGUGGCGUUCCAGAGCAGCUGCUACCGAAUGAGUGAGGAGAGCAAGCCAUGGAAGGUGGCACAACAAACCUGUCAAACCUCUUCACCAGGGGCACAUCUUCUUGACAUAGGGAGUGAAGAAGAGCAUGGGUUUGUGUUGUCAUAUCUCCAGAAAAUUAGUCGAAUCAUCAUGUUAUGGACAGGUCUUAAUGACCUAAAGGUCAGUAUAUUUUAG